Messenger RNA from Theobroma umbraticum, 2064 nucleotides. It is a transcript of the gene ABCG26, whose product is annotated as ABC-2 type transporter family protein. Gene Ontology annotation, molecular function: ATP binding; ATP hydrolysis activity; ABC-type transporter activity. Gene Ontology annotation, biological process: transmembrane transport. Lineage: Eukaryota; Viridiplantae; Streptophyta; Magnoliopsida; Malvales; Malvaceae. The record is from RefSeq and is a predicted model, not a curated record. Gene Ontology annotation, cellular component: membrane.
AUGGAAACUGGAAAAGAGGGUGAAAUUCAGGACAUGCCAUUGUCACCUCCAACAAUGGGGUCUAUGCAGAUUGCAGGAAGCAAUGGUUUUGGUCAUAACAUAGAGUUCAUGUCCCAGGCUUACCUUAGAAACAGGUACUCAGGGAUCGACAUAGAGGACUACACUGUGUAUGCUAAUAAAGAUCACCCUCUCCCAAUCUUUCUUAAGUUUGAGGAUGUGGAGUAUAAGGUUAAAAACAGGCAAGCCGCCUGCAUCAACCCAGUGAAGGCAGUGGUGUCAAAGGUAGCCUCACAACUGAACUUGGAGCAAGAUAAAUACAAGGAGAUCCUGAAGGGUAUAACAGGCAGCACUGGUCCUGGUGAAGUCCUUGCUCUGAUGGGUCCUUCUGGUAGUGGCAAGACAACCUUGUUAAAGAUAAUAGGAGGAAGAUUGACAGAUAAUGUUAAAGGAAGUAUAACAUACAAUGACAUUCCUUACAAUCCGGCUCUUAAGCGAAGGAUUGGAUUUGUGACACAGGAUGACAUAUUGCUCCCUCAACUAACAGUGGAAGAAACCUUAGUUUUUUCUGCAUUUCUGAGACUUCCUAGUGACAUGAGCCUGCAACAGAAGUAUGCAAAAGUAGAGAUGAUUAUGAAGGAGCUAGGUCUUGAAAGAUGUCGUCACACAAGAAUUGGGGGAGGAUUGGUCAAAGGAAUAUCAGGAGGAGAAAGAAAAAGAACUAGUAUUGGCUAUGAAAUUCUUGUUGAUCCUUCAUUGUUGUUGCUUGAUGAACCAACCUCAGGUCUUGAUUCCACCUCAGCCAAUAAACUUCUUCAAAUUCUUCAAGGAGUUGCUAAGGCAGGCAGAACUGUUAUCACAACAAUUCACCAGCCAUCUAGCAGAAUGUUUCACAUGUUUGACAAACUGCUGUUGAUAUCAGAAGGCUACCCUGUUUACUGUGGGAAGGCAAGAGAGUCUAUGGAGUAUUUUUCGACUUUGAGAUUCAUCCCUGAAAUAGCAAUGAAUCCCGCGGAGUUCUUGCUCGAUUUAGCAACUGGCCAAGUGAAUGACAUAACUCUCCCUGAAGAUUUGGUGGCAUCUCAAGGAACCGCUGAUUCUGACGGGGCUGUAAUCAAAUAUCUUCAACUCAAAUACAAAACUCUUUUGGAGCCAAAAGAAAAGGAAGAGAAUCAUCAAUGUACCAAGGCACCAGAGCAUCUUAGACUGGCUGUUCAAGUUAAGAAAGACUGGACAAUGACCUGGUGGGAACAGUUCAUGAUAAUAUCUAAAAGAACCUUUCGAGAGAGGCGGAGGGAUUACUUUGAUAAGCUAAGACUAGUACAAUCGGUAGGAGUUGCAGUCUUGCUAGGCCUUCUUUGGUGGAAAUCCAGUGCUGCAACCGAGGCUCAGCUGAGGGAUCAAGUUGGUCUGCUGUUCUACAUCUGCAUUUUCUGGACAUCUUCAUCACUAUUUGGAGCAGUAUAUGUUUUUCCUUUCGAAAAGGUCUAUUUGGUGAAAGAAAGGAAAGCAGACAUGUACAGAUUAAGUGUAUACUAUGUAUGCAGCACUCUUUGUGACAUGGUGGCACAUGUUUUCUAUCCUACAUUUUUUAUGUUGAUUUUGUACUUCAUGGCUGGCUUUAAGAGAACCGUCCCUUGCUUCUUCCUGACAUUGUUUACCAUCUUGUUGAUAGCUGUUAUAAGCCAAGGGGCAGGAGAGCUAUUUGGAGCUGCAGUUUUGAGUAUUAAAAGGGCUGGGAUGAUUGCCUCUUUAAUAUUGAUGUUGUUUCUUCUCACGGGAGGUUACUACGUUCAGCACAUACCAAAAUUUAUGCAGUGGAUGAAGUACUUAUCCUUUAUGUACUAUGGCUUUAGGCUUCUGUUGAAAGUGCAAUACUCUGGAGACCAGUUAUAUGAAUGUCAAAGCAAAGGUGGCUGCCGGACUCUGCAGAAUUCACCUUCAUUUGACACAGUUAACCUUGAUGGUGGCUUGCAAGAAGUAUGGGUUUUACUUGCCAUGGCACUCGGCUACCGCCUGUGUGCUUACUUUUGCCUGCACAAGAGAAUAAAUGGGUGUCAUCUUUGA